AUGGAAGAAAGCUCAAGUUUCUCAACAAUGGCACCUCCUGUCUUCAAUGGUGAAAAUUUUCACAUGUGGGCAGUGAGGAUGGAAGCUUAUCUCAAAACUUUAGAUCUUUGGGAGGCAAUCGAGGAAGACUAUGAAGUUCUUCCGCUACCCGAAAACCCAACAAUGGCUCAACUCAAAAAUCACAAGGACAAGAAAACCAGAAAAUUUAAGGCAAAUGCAUGUCUUUUUUCAACAGUCUCUUCAACAAUUUUCACUCGUAUCAUGUCUCUAAAAUUAGCAAAAGCCAUCUGGGAUUAUUUCAAGGCAGAAUAUGAAGGAGAUGAUCAUAUCAAAGCAAACAGAGUAAGAUUACUUGGUUCUGAGUUUAAAGAAUCGCGUAUUGUUGAAAAGAUUCUGGUUACUGUACCUGAAAGAUUUGAAUCCACCAUUACCACUUUGGAGAACACCAAGGAUCUGUCAAAAAUCACUUUGGCGGAAUUAUUGAAUUCCUUGCAGGCUCAAAAACAAAUAAGGGUUAUAAGAGAAGAGGGAAUAAGAGAGGGAGCAGUGGCGGCCAAACAUGAAGAGAGUGGAAGAUACAAAAAGAAAAACAAUAAGAAGAACCAGCCAACAAAUGGAGAAGGAGCAGCUCGCUACAACAACAAAAGCAAAGUAGGUAGCUUUAAAGGAAACUAUCCUCCUUGUAAGCAUUGUGGAAAGAAUGGGCACACGCCGUAUAAGUGUUGGAAAAGGCCGGAUGCUAAAUGCAGUAAGUGCAACCAACUCGGGCAUGAAGCAAUUAUCUGCAAGAAUAAAUUGCAGCAGCAAUAUGCAGAUGCCCAGCGGAUGCACAAACCAUAUGACUCAUUAAAAGAGCUCUUUGAAGACUUGAAGCCUAUUGGAGUUGCGAAAGUCAGAAUAGGUCAUGGCGGUUAUAUUCCGGCAAAAGGAAUGGGAACUAUUACAAUUGAAAGUACACAAUCAGGUACUAAAGCAAUUUUCGAUAUUCUUUAUGUACCAGAUUUAGAUCAGAACUUGGUCAAACGGGAUAAACUAGAUAAGAAGGCUGCCCCGAGCAUUUUUAUUGGGUACAAUAAUGUUUCAAAAGCGUACAAAAUCUUUCAACCUGAAGGUGAGAAGAUAGUUAUCAGCAGAGAUGUCCACUUCAUGGAGAAUGAAGAAUGGGAUUGGGAUGACUCAAGGAAUUCUGUCCAGAAAACAAGCUCAUGGUUAAAUGAAAGGGACGAUGAUCCACCAGUUAGGGGAACUCGAUUGAUCUCUGAUAUAUAUGAGAGAUGCAAUGUUGCGAUUCGUGAACCUGCUAACCCUAAAGAUGCUCUCAAGGACCCUAAGUGGAGAAAUGCAAUAGAGGAGGAGCUGUUUAUGAUCGAAAAAAAUUUAUAUGUGACAACUUGUUAA
Solanum tuberosum (potato) is the source of this 1398-nucleotide messenger RNA. RefSeq lists its product as uncharacterized. The record is from RefSeq and is a predicted model, not a curated record. The transcript is spliced from 4 exons. Gene Ontology annotation, molecular function: zinc ion binding; nucleic acid binding. Lineage: Eukaryota; Viridiplantae; Streptophyta; Magnoliopsida; Solanales; Solanaceae. The coding region runs from base 1 to 1398 and encodes 465 amino acids.